This is a messenger RNA of Amyelois transitella, 1173 nucleotides long. RefSeq names its product nuclear transcription factor Y subunit alpha (gene Nf-YA). Gene Ontology annotation, cellular component: CCAAT-binding factor complex. Gene Ontology annotation, biological process: regulation of transcription by RNA polymerase II. Lineage: Eukaryota; Metazoa; Arthropoda; Insecta; Lepidoptera; Pyralidae. The record is from RefSeq and is a predicted model, not a curated record. The coding region runs from base 208 to 1086 and encodes 292 amino acids. Gene Ontology annotation, molecular function: RNA polymerase II cis-regulatory region sequence-specific DNA binding; DNA-binding transcription factor activity, RNA polymerase II-specific. The transcript has 9 exons.
UAUUUUUCGGCGAAAAUUCUUUUGAGAUGAUAGUGUUAUUACGAUUAUUUGUAAAAUUAUUUGCUAACAAUAUGUUAAAACUUUAUAUCAUGGAUGAUGAUGUUACAUGAGCAGCCAUUUUGACGACGUUGCUUUCAUUGGCCUCGUACUUGUGACGUGUAAUCUUAAUAAAACUUUAUAUACUUUUCCUUGCGUAUAGUGAUCAAGAUGGAGCAUGCACAGAUUCAAAACUCUGACGGUGCUCAAGUGGUGACCAUCAAUGGCCAACAGCUUCAGGUGGUUCAGAUGAACAGCCCCCAACACAUCGUUCAGGGUCCCAACGGACAGCAGAUUGUUGUACAUGCUAUACCUGCAACGGGCCCUGCUAUUCAGGUGGCAACGCCAAAUGGACAGCAGUUACAACAACUACAAAUUGUGCCGAUAUCCAGUCUCCAAGGUGCAAGUAACAGCAUCCAACCAAUGCAGCUGGUUCAGACACCAGACGGACAAACAUUCCUAUAUCAACCGCAGGCCAACACGCAGCCUACUAUUGAUCAGCACCAGAUUAUACAUCAACCUACUAUGAUAAACCUGAACGGAAAUCUCGUGCAAGUGGCUAACACGGCCACUGUGCAGCCGCAGCAAAUUGUCAAUCAGCCCAAUAUUGUUAUGAUGGUGAAUGGAUCCAACAACACCGCCGGGGCCACAGCGGAAGUCCCGGGUUGUUCCGGAGGCGGUUCUGACGAGGAACCUUUGCUGUAUGUCAACGCUAGACAGUACAAGCGGAUACUGAAAAGAAGAGCUGCCCGAGCCAAGCUCCACGAGUUGGGGAAGAUCCCCAAGGAGAGACCGAAAUAUCUGCACGAGUCCCGACACAGACACGCCAUGAACAGGAUACGUGGGGAAGGCGGCCGAUUCCACUCGGGCAGCAGAAAGAACAGGCACGGGUCAGAUCACGGAGAGCAGACAUCGGAAGACCUGAAGAACUUGGAGGACAUCAAACCUGACACCGUUUCUAUCACUAUCAUUCAUGAAGACGAAGCGCCAGAACGACAACCCAACCAAUGGCGGCGGCUCGCGCCGCAUCAGCCGUUACAAUCAACGUAACAAAAUUGAGUGUUAAAUUGACUGACUACUUGUGAUGUGGACUGUUAUGAGUGAAUACACCUGAAUGGUUGUUAGUGAAAACAGUUU